AAACUCCUCGAAGCCGCAGGCUACAACAUCGUCCUUAUCGACCUCCCCUCCGUCGGCCCCCCAAAAUAUCUCCCCAACAUAGACGCCGACGUGCAAGAAAUCCGAAAAAACAUCGAAAAAGCCGCCGACGCAGGCCAAAACGUCGUAGUCGUCGGCCACAGCUACGGCAGCAUCCCCGCCUCGGAAGCAAUCCAAGACCUCGACAUAAAAUCCCGUCGCGCAGCAGGAAAACCCGGCGGCGUUACCCACCUCUUCUUCCUCGCCGCCUUUAUCAUCCCCGAAGGCCAAACCCUAAUCUCAGCCUUCGGCGGCAACGAUCUCCCCUGGUUCCGCGUCUCCGAAGAUAAAAUGUCCGUGUGGCCCGAAGGUUCGGCGGAGAUUUGUUAUAAUGAUCUUUCGGAAGAAGAGCAGAACGCCGCGGUAGCGAAAUUAGUGCCGCAGAGUUAUCAGGUGAUGCAUUCGCCCGUUACGUAUGCGGCGUGGAGGGAUGUGCCGUGUACGUAUUUGUACUGUACGAAGGACAAUGCGAUUCCGUGGCCGAUUUAG
This is a messenger RNA of Pseudocercospora fijiensis CIRAD86, 546 nucleotides long. RefSeq lists its product as uncharacterized. The record is from RefSeq and is a predicted model, not a curated record. The transcript has a single exon. NCBI's taxonomy places the organism in Eukaryota, Fungi, Ascomycota, Dothideomycetes, Mycosphaerellales, Mycosphaerellaceae. The annotation marks the transcript as partial.